This is a messenger RNA of Ascochyta rabiei, 1941 nucleotides long. RefSeq lists its product as uncharacterized. Bases 1 to 1941 code for a protein of 646 amino acids. The record is from RefSeq and is a predicted model, not a curated record. The transcript is spliced from 2 exons. Gene Ontology annotation, cellular component: cyclin-dependent protein kinase holoenzyme complex; nucleus. Gene Ontology annotation, molecular function: cyclin-dependent protein serine/threonine kinase regulator activity; protein kinase binding. Lineage: Eukaryota; Fungi; Ascomycota; Dothideomycetes; Pleosporales; Didymellaceae. Gene Ontology annotation, biological process: regulation of cyclin-dependent protein serine/threonine kinase activity.
AUGCUCGAGCUACAGCUCCCCCGUUCGAUGCCUCACGCCCUCCCCCGGGAGCCUCCCUUGGACUUCCACUUCUCGUCCUCCGCUCGCCCCACCUCCACCAAGUUCGACACCUCCACCAAGUUCGACUCGAGCACCGUCCAGAUGCAGCUUCCCGUACCUCGCAUAUCAAACGGCUACGACCUGCCAGCUCCCAGACGGUCCCUGACCCCUCCCAACCUGCCUGGCUCAGCAGUCAAGGUCGUAUCUUUACCACACACUCAAGGUGCCGGUCAUCAGUAUGGCUACCAACUACCUGCCAUCGGCAACUCCAGGUCAGCCACAACAACAGCAGCAGCAGCAGCAGCAGCAGCAACAACAACAAGACCAACAACAUCAACAUCAACCACCACAUCAAACACAACAAGCCCAACUGCACAAAGGCAAUCCCAGCAACAACCUCAAGAAGUAGCACAGACGCCGCGCAAGAAGUGGUCAAUAUCACCCAACUUGCGGAUCCCCUCGACCAUCAGCACACCGCAGGAGGGACUUCCCCAAUUAGCAGCCGAGAUCACUUGCCUGUUCUGGUUCGAAAGCUCAAAGACCCUGAACCAGGUGACAGACUCGACCUCGCCUCGCCAGCAAAUACAGCGCCUCGUUCCAGACGCAAUACCGACUAUCGGGUUCCGCAAGUGGGUAGCCACAAUCUUGACGACGACCCAAGUCGCUCAAAAUGUCAUCUUGCUGGCUUUGCUGUUCGUUUGGAAGUUGAAGCAGACCAACCCGAGCGUCAAGGGAAAGCCAGGUAGCGAGUACCGUCUGCUUACCGUGGCCCUCAUGCUCGGCAACAAGUUCCUCGAUGACAAUACCUAUACCAACAAAACCUGGGCCGAGGUUUCUGGCAUCUCAGUGCAAGAAGUCCACAUCAUGGAGGUCGAAUUCCUCAGCAACAUGCGCUACAGCUUGUACACAUCGAAAGAGAAGUGGGAAGAGUGGCACAAGCUUCUUGGCAAGUUCGGUACCUUUUACGAUCGAGCUUCCAAGGCCCCUGCGGCCGGCACCAUCAGCCCGCCCACGCCCUCGCUCGCCGUUCCACACAACUUCAUUCCAUCUCCAACAAAUCUCCAGACCUCCCCGCCAACCACAGUCUACUCACCCAAUCACUUGGCCUUCUCCAACACACCACUUCUCCAGCCUCAGGCAUCUUCGGCACAGCUUUCACCCGUUGGUGCUCUCCCUCCUCUGGGCCCGAUUGUGCAACGCAAGCGAAGCACCGACCACACUGCUGAACCACCAAUGAAGAGACAGGCUCAUGGAUUCGCACCGGGGCCUUACACCAACGCUCCCCUUGUGCCGACGCUACAAACUCCCGUCAACAGGUCCUUUGAGCCACCGCCAUCUGCGAACAGGCUGCCGCCUCUGCCAAGUCUCGCCAUUCCACCUCCACAGCACAUGCCUCCUGCACAGGCUAAGAAUUGGUCAGAGCUUCCCCUGCCAGUUCCUGGCAACCGUUCCAUGGCUAUGGUCUACCCACCACCCGUCCAGUGGCAGCAACCGGCUAGCACACCAACAUCCUCGGCUGCGCCUCCCUUCUCUACGCACCACACUCCCACCGCCGAUCAAUCCCGCCAGAUUAGCCCAUACCCGCACUCGAACAACUCAUCUCCCACGAGCGCCUCGUUCCCCACUGCAUCUCGGCAGUUGUCGCCAUCUUACUUCCUAAACCAGAGACAAUCGCCCUAUCGUCCAGUUCGUGGAGUACACACGCUUUUGGUGCCUCCACCCCAGACUUCCAUCCAGAACCCAGCUCGAAACAUCUCGUACGACCAAAUGCACUACCACCCCCUCGGCCGUCCCAUGACUGACCGUCGUGCCGGCCCUUUGCCGUACACGGACCACAGUGCAUGGCCUGAGACGCACCAGUUUAAUCAACUGCCCGUUCCUCAGCAACCACUCUUCCGCUGA